GGUGUGUUUUGGGGAAAAAAAGGCCAGGGCAAGCAGAAGGAGGAACCGAGACCUCUACGUGAAGCUGAGUUUCUUCACGGGCGUUCUGAUUGCUAUGCGAUAUGUGAACUAAGGCGCUUUAAGAUACGCGAUAUUUCUCAAGGCGCGACCAGAUCGUAACUUGGUGACGCUGAGACAGCUUCGGCGGAACAGCUAAACACCGGGAUUCACUUCUGUCUACACAAUGUAGUGUUAAGUACCAAGAGGAAAAUCCCGAAACUUUACAACCUGAACCGGGAAAGUGCUGCUGAAACUACCCAGUACUUCUCCUUUUUUUUAACGCGCAUAUCUUUGUUUCUUUCCAUUCUGUCACGGUGAAACUAAAACCAGCUUGCGAGACUCGUUUGUCCGACUCGCCCAGUUUCACGCCUGCGCAGCAUGUCUCUUUGGAAAAAGGUGCACCUGAAAGUCAUCCUGCUAGGGAACUCGGGAGUUGGCAAGUCAUCCUUCAUGAACCAAUAUGUGAACCAUCGCUUCACCAACAUGUACAGAGCAACCAUUGGAGCAGAUUUCUUGACAAAAGAAGUCAAUGUGGAUGAGAGGAAUGUGGUGCUGCAGAUUUGGGACACAGCUGGGACGGAGCGUUUCCAGUCACUCGGUGUGGCUUUGUACCGAGGAGCGGAUUGCUGCCUGCUUAUGUUUGAUGUCACUUCAGCCGCGUCCUUCCAAGCCCUGGACACCUGGAAGAAAGAGUUUGCAAUUCAGGCAGAUCCCGUAGAACCUGACAAAUUUCCUUUUGUAGUUAUUGGUAAUAAAACGGACUUGGAUCACCGGGAGGUUUCCAUGAGGCAGGCCCAGGACUGGUGCCGGCAGAACAACGCACUGUACUUUGAGGCGAGUGCCAAAGAGGCCAUCAAUGUGGAGAAAGCCUUCCAGGGGGCAGUGCGGGUGUCCCUUCAAUAUCACAAGGACAACAAAAUGGACAUGCCUUCUGAACACUUUCAACUUACCUCUGAUCAAACAAGCCAAGCAUCUUCCUCGAAGUGUACGUGUUGAGCCUCACCGUGUGCUUCUGACCUGUUGGAUGUUAUGAGCAGGAAGAGAGCGAACGGACAAAGAAACCUGACAAACUGCCAAAGCCGUGGCCCCAGCAGAUGUUCAUCACUUUGCUGUUCUUUCUCAAUGUCCUGUUUGUUCGAAAAUCAAAACGUGUGGCACACGCGUGACUGACUGCGGGUGACAGGCCUCAUAAUGGGGUGUCACACAGACGUGACAAUUCACAACAUGGAUUCUGCUUAGCUGUGUCGAGAACAAUUAUGUUUUACCUUCUGAAUUAUUCCAACUGGUUACAAACCCUUUUUUUCUUUCAUUUUAAAAUGAAGUACAACCAAUAAACUGUAAAUAAAUAGUGAAUCUGCA
Molecule: messenger RNA, 1398 nt
Organism: Erpetoichthys calabaricus (reedfish)
Lineage: Eukaryota; Metazoa; Chordata; Cladistia; Polypteriformes; Polypteridae
Exons: 5
Coding region: 418-1035 (205 amino acids)
Biological process (GO): endosome to lysosome transport; phagosome-lysosome fusion
Cellular component (GO): phagocytic vesicle; late endosome; lysosome
Molecular function (GO): GTP binding; GTPase activity
Source: RefSeq, a predicted model, not a curated record